UGUUUUCCUUCUCAUUCCUUUCAACACUCUCUUUUCUCUCUUCGCACUGAUUUGAUACAAAAGCUAAAUUUUGUAUUGACUGCCACCAUGGCUGCUGUGGUGGUGUUUUUAAUGACCCUUUUGGUUCUAUUUAUUUCCUUGGUGCUUAAAGUUGUGCUUGACACAAUCUCAUGUUACAUGCUGAAUCCUAGACGCAUCAGGAAAAUCAUGGCGAAACAAGGAGUGCGUGGCCCCAAACCCCGGGGAAUUACUGGCAACAUGAUCGAAAUGUUCAAUCUAACGACCCAAUCCACCUCAAAAGACAUGGUUAGCAUCGACCAUGACAUCGUUGGCCGGCUUCUACCGCAUUAUGUCAACUGGUCUAAAUCAUAUGGGAAAAGAUUUAUAUAUUGGCAUGGGAUUGAGCCAAGGAUGUGCCUGACAGAGACUGAAUUGAUCAAAGAACUCAUGACCAAGUUCCCCCUUGUAACGGGCAAAUCAUGGCUGCAACAGCAGGGCUCAAAACAUUUUACGGGGAGAGGUUUGUUAAUGGCGAACGGGCAGGAUUGGUACCACCAGCGUCAUAUAGCUGCUCCAGCAUUCAUGGGGGAUAAGCUUAAGAGUUAUGCUGGGCACAUGGUGGAAUGCACUAAGCAUACGCUCCAAUUACUGCAAAAUGCAGUAGAAUCAGGCCAGAGAGAGUUUGAAAUUGGAGAAUACAUGGCUAGACUUACUGCAGAUAUAAUUGCAAGAACCGAAUUCGAUAGCAGUUACGAGAAAGGAAAGCAAAUAUUCCAUCUUUUAACAUCUCUGCAACACCUUUGCGCUCAAGCAAGCAGGCACCUGUGCUUUCCAGGAAGCCGGUUCUUCCCAACCAAAUAUAACAGAGAAAUAAAGUCCCUGAAGAUGGAGGUAGAUAGAUUGCUAUUGGAGAUUAUACAAAGCCGAAGAGAUUGUGUAGAGAUCGGUCGGAGCAGUUCAUAUGGGAAUGAUUUAUUAGGUAUGCUGCUUAAUGAAAUGGAAAAGAAGAGAAGUGACAAAUUUAGCCUAAACCUGCAGCUGAUCAUGGAUGAAUGCAAAACUUUCUUUUUCGCCGGCCAUGAAACUACGGCCCUGUUACUUACCUGGACUGUCAUGUUACUAGCCAGCAACCCUGCUUGGCAGGAAAAAGUUCGAGCUGAGGUCAAACAGGGCUGCAAUGGUGGGGUUCCCUCUGUUGAUCAACUCUCAAAACUAACUUUGCUACACAUGGUUAUAAAUGAAUCAUUGAGACUAUAUCCACCAGCUACAGUCCUGCCCCGGAUGGCUUUCGAAGACAUAAAGUUAGGUGACCUCUUCAUCCCUAAGGGACUAUCAAUAUGGAUACCGGUGCUGGCAAUACAUCAUAGUGAAGAAUUAUGGGGAAAGGAUGUAAAUGAGUUCAAACCUGAGAGGUUUAAUUCAAGACCAUUUGCCUCUGGUCGGCAUUUCAUACCAUUUGCUGCAGGCCCUCGGAAUUGCGUUGGCCAAUCUUUUGCUGUGAUGGAAGCUAAGAUUAUAUUAGCCAUGUUGAUUUCAAGGUUUAGCUUCACAAUUUCGGAAAGUUAUCGCCAUGCUCCGGUCGUUGUCAUGACUAUAAAGCCGAAAUAUGGAGUACAAGUGCAUUUGAAGCCAUUGGAUCCUUGAAGCGGGCUAAUUUUGAAGUGGAGUCCUUUGAGUAGACAACUUUAAUAGUUUUUGAUAAAUACUACAUCAUUGGUACAAUUUUUCCCCCCCCUUUAAAGGAAGAGACAGAGAGAUAAGAGAAAUUAUCGUGCUAGCGAGGAUUUCUUGUUAGAUAUGUUUUGGAGAAAGUGGAGAGGGUGAAGAGAGUCCAACUUUGAAUUUAAUCUUCUGUUUGGUAGGUAACAACUAGUAGGUCAAGCAUUAGUCCUUCUUAUGUUUAUCUUAGACAGAAUUACUAAUAAAAUGAAAGAGCUACAGACGUGUUGUUGCUUA
This is a messenger RNA of Theobroma cacao (cacao), 1956 nucleotides long. RefSeq names its product cytochrome P450, family 735, subfamily A, polypeptide 1 (gene CYP735A1). Lineage: Eukaryota; Viridiplantae; Streptophyta; Magnoliopsida; Malvales; Malvaceae. Gene Ontology annotation, molecular function: oxidoreductase activity, acting on paired donors, with incorporation or reduction of molecular oxygen; monooxygenase activity; heme binding. The record is from RefSeq and is a predicted model, not a curated record.